CCUGCCGUCAGACAGCCAGUUCAGGCCAGUUCACUACCGCUGUAGUACUCAGUCUGUCCCACUGAGCUGUCAACACACAGCAGCGCUGCGCUCUGCUUGUCUGCUGCGACAACAUUUUUCUGUUAAACUUAGUCCGUUUUCCUCUUCGACGACGUUUUCCUUCAGAUAACAGCUACUCUCUUCUAACUAUGACUCGAAGGUGAUCUUCAGAGUGUCCAGGUGGUUCUGGGGUUCCAGGUUGGUGUGGUGAGAGAGCAAGCUAACUACGGGGAGGAGGACCGCCUGGGGCAUCGUGUCCCUGGCUCUCAAGCGACUAAGGAAGGGGCUUGACAAACAGUUCUGCAGCAUGGAGAAGGAAGACCUGAAAGUCCUCAACAAGGGGGAAGAGGAGGAGAUGGAGCUGCAGGGCUACUGUCUAUGUCGUUGGCGGCUGGCCCUGGUGGGCCUUGGGGUGCUGUGUACAGGGGGCUUCCUCCUCCUGCUGCUCUACUGGAUGCCAGAGUGGUGCGUCAAAUCCACUUGCACCCGUACCACAGCCCGUGAUGCUGAAGUGGUGUUGCUGCGCUCCACAGAUGAGUUUCGGCGCUGGUUCCUGGCCAGGGUGCGAGUGAUGCUGGCCCCGGGGAGCAACCCCUUCCACAGCCUGGACACCCAGACCACCUCCCCCUCCUCCCCUUCCUCUCCUUCCUGCCCCUUCUCCUCCCCAGUCUCCUCCCCUCUGGCCAACGGACACACCCCUCACCCCUCCGAUGGCGGCCCCGCUCAGGAGCUCAUCAGAAGAUUUGCCGACUACCAGCCCACACAGAUUCGCUAUUUUACCUUCCAUAGCACAAAGUAUUAUUGGAAUGACGAGGUGCAGAACUUUGAGGUUUUAAACGGCCUGGAGGAUCUGCAGAUCAGCUGCUCCACCCUCCACUCGGAGCAUAGUGCAGGCCUGACCAGGAACCAGCAGGAGUACAGGAGACUGUUCUUCGGAGUGAAUGAAAUUGCAGUGAAAGUGCCUUCUGUUUUCAAGCUGCUUAUCAAAGAGGUCCUCAACCCUUUCUACAUCUUCCAGCUCUUCAGCGUGAUCCUGUGGAGUGCCGAUGAGUAUUACUACUAUGCUGUGGCCAUUGUUUUCAUGUCGGUCAUAUCCAUAGCUACCUCUCUGUACACCAUCAAAAAGCAAUAUGUCAUGCUUCACGAUAUGGUGGCAGCUCACAGUAUUGUCCGUGUGUCUGUAUGCCGAGCCAACAACGAUAUCGAAGAGAUUUUAUCAACUGAUCUGGUGCCAGGUGAUGUGAUGAUCAUCCCCAGCAACGGGACCAUCAUGCCAUGUGACGCCGUGUUGGUCAGUGGCACCUGCAUCGUCAACGAAAGCAUGCUCACAGGUGAGAGCGUUCCCGUGACGAAGACCAAUCUCCCAAACCCGGUUCCAGGGGAGAGGGGGGAGGAGGCUGACAGUGCCUACAACACAGAGGACCAUAAGAGACACACACUCUUCUGUGGCACCAAUGUCAUCCAGACCCGCUUCUACACAGGCGAACUGGUCAAGGCUGUGGUGGUCCGCACAGGUUUCAGCACAGCCAAAGGCCAGCUGGUGCGCUCCAUCCUGUAUCCCAAACCCACCGACUUCAAGCUGUACCGUGAUGCCUACCUCUUCUUGCUGUGUCUGGUGGCUGUGGCUGGAAUUGGCUUUGUCUACUCCAUCGUCCUCAGCAUCAUGAACAAUGUGCCAGCUAAGACCAUCAUCAUUGAGUCCCUGGAUAUCAUCACCAUCACUGUGCCACCGGCGCUGCCAGCUGCCAUGACAGCUGGCAUUGUGUAUGCCCAGCGACGCCUCAAACGGAUCGGCAUUUUCUGCAUCAGCCCACAGAGGAUCAAUAUCUGUGGACAAAUCAAUCUAGUCUGCUUUGACAAGACUGGAACUCUGACAGAAGAUGGAUUAGACCUGUGGGGAGUCCAGAGAGUUGAGAAUGGCAGUUUCCACCUGUCAGAGGAAAAUGCCUACAAGGAGAAUCUUGUCAAGUCCCAGUUUGUGGCUUGCAUGGCCACCUGCCACUCUCUUACCAAAAUAGAGGGCCAGCUGUCUGGAGACCCACUGGACCUCAAGAUGUUUGAGGCUACAGGCUGGAUCCUGGAGGAGGCCACUGAGGAGGAAACAUCUCUCCACAACCGUAUCAUGCCCACUGUAGUUCGACCCCCAAAGCAGCUCUUGCCCCCAGAACCUGCCGUAUCACAAGAACAGGACAUGGAACUCUAUGAAAUCUCUUCAGCGUAUGAGAUAGGUAUUGUGCGCCAGUUUCCUUUUUCCUCAGCUCUCCAGAGAAUGAGUGUUGUAGCUCGUCUGCUGGGGGAGAAACGUAUGGAUGCCUACACGAAGGGGGCGCCAGAGGUGGUGGCUAGUCUCUGCAAGAAAGAGACAGUGCCCGAAAAUUUUGCUGAGGUUUUGGAGGGCUACACCAAGCAGGGUUUCAGGGUCAUUGCUCUGGCUCACCGUCGACUUGAAUCCAAACUCACCUGGCACAAAGUCCAGAACAUCAGCAGGGAUCACAUAGAGACAAACAUGGAGUUCCUGGGUCUGAUCAUCAUGCAGAACAAGCUGAAGGCAGAAACUCCAGGGGUGCUGCUGGACCUCCACCAAGCCAACAUCCGCACUGUCAUGGUUACUGGUGACAAUAUGCUGACAGCGAUUUCGGUGGCUCGAGACUGUGGAAUGAUCCCUCCCCAGGAUACGGUCAUCAUUGCUGAUGCCCUCCCUCCCCAUGAUGGACAGGCCGCCAAGAUCACCUGGAGAUACGCUGACAAGCCGAGCAAGACAUCUCGUUUGGAGGUAGUGAACAUCAGCCUGGAGGAUGUGUGCCAUGUAGACGAGCCAAAAACACAAGAGCUCUACCACUUUGCUAUGAAUGGAAAAUCGUUUGCUGUUAUCGCCGAGCAUUUCCCCGACAUGCUUCAAAAGCUGGUGCUGCAUGGGACAGUGUUUGCCAGAAUGGCCCCAGACCAGAAAACCCAGCUUAUUGAGGCACUGCAGGGCGUGGACUACUUUGUUGGGAUGUGCGGAGAUGGAGCAAAUGAUUGUGGGGCUCUGAAGAGGGCUCAUGGUGGCAUCUCUCUCUCAGAACUCGAGGCCUCUGUAGCUUCCCCCUUCACCUCCAGGACCCCCAACAUCUCCUGUGUCCCCAGCCUCAUCAGGGAGGGCCGCGCUGCUCUCAUCACCUCCUUCUGUGUGUUCAAGUUCAUGGCCCUCUACAGCAUCAUCCAGUACAUCAGUGUCACUCUUCUCUACUCUAUCCUCAGUAACCUUGGAGACUUCCAGUUCCUCUUCAUCGAUAUUGCCAUCAUCCUCCUUAUUGUCUUUACCAUGAGUUUGAACCCAGCGUGGAAGGAGCUCGUGUCACGUCGGCCGCCGUCAGGUCUGAUCUCAGGGCCUCUGUUGUUCUCUGUGCUGACCCAGAUCCUCAUCUGCUUGGGCUUCCAGACCAUCACAUUCCUUUGGGUCCGACAGCAGCCCUGGUACACAGUCUGGACACCACUUACAGACAUCUGCAACCAGUCUGAACACAUGAACAUGUCCGACCUCAACGACACAGAAGUGGACGACCACAACAUCCAAAACUUUGAGAACACCAGCCUCUUCUAUGUCUCCUCCUUCCAGUAUCUUAUUGUUGCCAUAGUUUUCUCAAAGGGCAAACCUUUCAGGCAGCCUAGCUACAAGAACUGGCCUUUUGUGCUGUCUGCCUUGAGUUUGUAUUUUUUCCUGCUGUUCAUCAUGUUCCACCCUGUUGAAACUAUUGAUGAGUUUCUAGAGAUUGUUUGUGUCCCGUUUGAAUGGAGGUUGAAACUUCUCCUCAUCAUCGUUGUCAAUGCUGCUGUGUCAGUUGUGGUGGAGACCUUCAUCCUUGACAUCGUCUUAUGGAAGCUUGUGUUCAGCCGAGACAAACAGGGCAGCUUUGGCGUCACUCCUGCCGCCCCGACACCACAGGGGGUCAUUGACCUGCGGGCGUACAAGUGUCUGUCCUGGCUGUGCUGCUCACGCAAGAUGCCCAAGGCCCGCUAUAUGCAUCUGGCCCAGGAGCUCAGUGUGGACCCCGACUGGCCUCCAAAGCCAACCACCACCACUGAAGCCAAACCCCGCCCGGAAAACGGUUCCACCUAUCAAAUCAUGAUCAACUCCUAGCACCCCCACAGCCUCUCCCAGUAUCCAAUCUACCCUUUCAUAUAACACAUGCUCAGUGAACGCACGUUCAGCCUUUAAAUAAAAUUCUCACAGGAUAAUUGCUUGUCAUCAUCGUUCACACAGACUUGCGUCUAAUACUGUAGUUCAGAGACUUCACUGCAGAAACUAUAGGAUUAUACAUAAGUACCAAAUAAAGUUAAGUUUCAGUGUUCUAAGUACUCUCACUCUCGCUCUCUCCGGCUUGCACGCUCUCAGGUCUCUCUUGCUUAUCUUUAAAUGUCAUGCAAACAUCAAAUUGAAUUCUCAUCCCUUAUUGCAAUGUCUGUUCACCAGAGCUGAGCAGCAUUCAGCCCAGGUUGGGAGGAGGGUUGAUAAGCCAGUUUGAAUUAGCAUGUUGACCUCUUAAGAUCGAAUGCCAUGUUUUAAUAUCCCCAAUAUCCCAGAGCUAAAGCCUCACUCCUCUUUAGAGAUGGCUUUAGAUGAACGUCUGCUGUCAGAAGCCAUCUCGUGUUAGGAGUUGUACUUCGGCCCUCCUAAGUACGACCCUCUCUGACUGAAAUCAGUCAUCAAAGAAAAGUGUCUGGAAGAAGCUGGGAGAGGUUCCACUUUAAAAUGGAGCCAUUCUGUUGAAUGUAGUAAUAGAUACCUGUAGGUGGCUGCACUGACCAACUCUCUGAUCUGAUCAUACAGUUUUUAAAAGCAGCAGUAAAGAUGUCCACUGAGCAGCCAUCACCUCACUUUUUUGAUGUUCACACGGUGGGUAACUUCACAGGUGUAGCCUGUUGUGGGUGGUGCAGGCUCUGAUUGCUACUAUGUAGUGGUCUCUUAUUAAUGUCAUUUUAAUGAGCUAGCAUAACCACCUGGUAGGCACUCAUUAGAGAGCACAGAUGUGAUAACCAAAAAUAUUUAAAAGCUUACCGUGGAUCCCCAGCAAUGAAUGAGAUUACUCAUUUGAGACCAGUAUUCAAAUACUCUUUCAAGCACACUGUGAGUUGUAAAAAAUUGGGAAUGAUAAAUGACUAUAGUCUGUCUUGUUAAAUUGCACAAUCCAGGCAGAAGUUCAGAUUCACAUUUUGUAGUAAACACGCAAGCAACAUAUCGAAUUGGCUGUCAAGCACUGAUAAUACAGAUGUUGGAUACUAUAGUGAAUGUAAUGGGGCAUGUCUAGAGUUCCUAAGAUUUGGAAACUGCACAAUAAGUUUGAAGAUAUUUUUAAGGAUUUCAUGGCUGAAGACACGUUUAAAGUAUUUGCAGACCCGACCUGGUCCUGAAAAUCAUACUGUUGUUCCCAGAAACUGUCUUGUUGAUAUUAUAAGAAGGCAUGGUAGGGUUUAGAGGAAGUAGGUUUUUAAAAUUGUAAUAUACAUCACAUAAUGAUGAAAGCCCUAGAAUUUGAGGCCAAAAUGUUCAUGCACAUCCAGAACAUUAUACUUCUAAAAAAGUAAAGGACUUAAAGAGAACAGUGAGGCAGACUGAUACACACUCACCUCUCAGUCACAGGCUGGGACCUGUGGGAGGCUCUUCAUCACAGAUUACUGUUCUGUUUUUUUUUUGUUUUGUUUUUUUUUACAAAGAUAUUAUUGCAUAGAAAAAAAGCUAAUUAUGAAAAGAAAAAAGAUAUUUUCAGCUCAGCGUUUUAGUCAUGCUAGCAUAGUGAGCCCAUUUGUCUGUUGGUCCAGACUGAAAUAUCUCAACAACUAUAGGAUGCAUUGCCAUGAACUAUGGCACAGACAUUCAUUUCAGUUUUUUAGCUCCUGAUUUUUCAUUUCCUAACGGGAUACCUCUGACAAUAAUGACUGAAUUCUCAUCAACCUCAGCUCUACUCUAAUAUUAAAGCCAACAUAGCAUGCUAACACACAAAAUGUUUUUAAUCCAUUACAAAAAGUCGUUUACUGGUGUGUAAUGAGCUUUGCACCCUCAUGGGCUGUUUAGCGUGGCUACAAAACAUUAACCUUAUGUUUUUGCACAUGUGAGCCAUGUCCUGUCGGCUUCUAAUGACAUCAGACAGGAAACCGAAAGUAUACCAAGACUUGCAUGAAGCCAGCUCCCUAUCGUCAUGUUCUAGGGACUUGAUGGUUGCAAUACUAGAAAUAUUACUACAAAUAUACAGCAUUACUGUAGAAUUAAGAAACAUUUACAUCAACAUGUCUGUAUUAAAAAGAUAAACCCGCACAAAAGAAGCAGCAUGAAUCUGACUGGUUACUGUGGACAGUUUAUUACAUGCAUGAGACCAUGUGCAUCAAAGCAUCCUACAUCUACAAACUCGCAUCAGAUUGGCUACAGAAAGCCAGUAAUUUCUUUCUUUCUUUUUUUUUAAACAAAAUUUCUUCCCAUGGAAGACUGAUUAAAAGUUUGUUAGUAGAUUAAGGUGAGGAACUGUGCUUCGCAUCAGCCUGCUGCUUUUGGCACAUUCAAGAGAUCCACGCAUCAGCACACCCUACAUAGGAUGGAUGCAGAUUACCAUGUACAGUUAUAUUCAUGUAUUACACACAGGCUACCUGCAUAGAGAGUUAAGGGCUAUAUUUUACGUUCACUGCUGCUUCUUCGACUUUUAAAGUGAUUCUCUGCAAAAUCUGUUCUUAAAGUAUUCUUUAUACAUGCUCACCUCCAGUAGACUUUGACGGUUGUUGUAAAAGUUUCUUCCUCAGUAAAACUUUACCAUGGAAAAUUGGUAGAACUAGAUUCCAGUAAUGACAUAUUACUGAGCAAACAGAUGAACAAAAGAGAAGCAGUUUACAUUUUCUUACAUUCUUAAAUUUUUUAGUGAUGAAAAUUGGCACCAUUUGAAAUCAGUGUAACUGACUAAAGAUGAUCACAUGCACAGUUAAAGAGACAACUACAAACUUCUUUACGUCACCAGAGAUAAUGUUUGAUUGUUGAAAUGCAGAUUUAGGGUAGAGGAUCACUUUAAAGGAAAAACCACCAAUGCACGUGCAGCUGGUUCCCAAUGUCAGUAUAACUAAUUGCAGCCUGCCUUUCAUGAAAUUAUAUGGUUUCAUAUUGAUGACUUCAAACUGUGCGAAUCAGUGGUUAUGAGACAUCAUGUCUACAGAAUGUCAAAGUAAAUGUAAUGUUACUCCUUCUCCAUGGCAACAUUAAGUAAAUUAUUUCUUUAAAAAAUCUGGUAAAAGCGCUGUAUUAACUGAUAUUUGUAUGAAACAUGAUGUCGCCUUCAGCUUGUCCAUUGAUUAUUAAUGGUUUUAUCCACAUAGAAACACAAUCACAGCAGAUUUCCUUAACAAUAACAAGAGUCUGAAGUUGCUCAUUUGCUAAAAGCCAUUGUCUAUUGAGAAACCUGUAAUAAUAUUCCAAUUGCAUAUGUGAUCCAUACUGUUUUUAUGACAAGCUCAAAUGUGAUGUGACCAGAGUUUUCAUGCAUACAUUGUUGAUUUGAUGAGGAAAGUUAAAGUAUUUUGUUAAAGUAUUUUUGUCAGUGUGAGCAAAGAGGAUGUAUAGCAGAUGAAACUGGUAAGAAAUGCAUAACAUGGCUCAUUGUUGUGCCAACCUGCAGAAUUAUUCUGAUAUUUUAUCAAAAAAAAACAAAACAAAACAAAACACAAAAAAAAAAACGAUCUGAGUUGAAUUUAAACAAUCUUGCUCAUGUGCCUAAACAUGGGCCACAUGGGUUUCUAUGUUUCUGAAUAUUUAGUGUUUUUUUUUCUUUUUAUCUUUGCUUUCAGGGUUUAAUUUUUGUUUCUCUAGAUACCUACUGAGGCUAAAAUUGAAUGUUGUGUAAAGAACAAAAUUUAACACAAUGCAAUACUGUGGUUAUUGAUUCUAUUUUCCAAAGACUUUUCAUGACAUCUGUAUUGGUUAUUUGAAAAAAGAAGAAAAAAGCUUUUAUUGUAGCCUGUAUUCAGUUGUGUCAAAUCUGAUUUGUCUCUGCAGAAAUGAACUUUAAACAGUGAUAAUAAUAUUAGAAGUUGAGAAGUUGGAUUCUAUCUGUAUAUAUGAGAUGUACAUUUCUAGUGUGUGCAUAAAAGUCAAAAGAUUUAGUUAUAAAAAUGAAAUGUAUGGUUUUUGGAUUAUCAAAGGGCUGGUGUGUCUUUCUCUGCUAUUUUUGGUACUGUGUUACAAUCAGUUGUUUGUCAUUUGAUUUGUACUGUCUGUUGGAUUUGUUUGUACUUUCACUUUUGUUGUGGAGUUGCAUUAGCUUGGAUCUUUCUUAUUUCGGGCAUGAAUCCUAUUUUGGGCAUUUAUUUCGCAAUCUGAAUCAGUCAUUGUGAAGUAUGAUUGGGGCACUUGGAUCAGUAUUUGUUCUGUCUUGGGUAAACAUGUUGCAGCAAAUUUUGAACUUUAACCAACCUGAAUGGAAAAAGCUGUCCUUGCAGGUUCCUGUAUUUGACUCUACUUCUUUUCUCUUUCGUCUAAAUGCUUUGUAUAAAACCAAGGAUCUGACACAAGAAGGGAAAUAAACUAAUGUUGUAUAUCUAGGACCUCCUCUCUGCAAAUUCAGAAUUUGGGCUACAUCUGACAAUCUUGUUACCUGUCUGAUCAUCCAGUGUACAUAUUUUACUUUUUUUCAUCUAGAACUUUUUAAAAAGAUCUUUUGCAUCUGUGUAAAAUGAACAUGUAAUUGGCAAAAAAGAAUGUGCAUUGCUGCUCAAUAUCAGCAGUCUGUUGUAGAGGUGAUUGUAUCGCUGCUAAAAGCAAAAUGAUUCAAUCUCAGCUGUGUCAUUACUGUGCAUCUUGAUACAGAAAAUCCAUUGAUUUAAUGAUGUGCAGAGUGUAAAUACGAUUGCUUUUCUUCUAAGCAACAAUUUUGCCUUUUAUUGUGACACAACAAUGUCAAAGCAAUUGAUUUUUAAUGCUGAAACCUCUAUGCUCUUAUACAGGUACAACAUAUACCAACUGUUGACAGUUAGCAUCGGCCUCUUCUUCUCAUGUAUUUUAAACAAACCAUUGAAUGGCAUUUAGAUUGAGUCAGCCACUGAGCAUGUGAAGCCUCACGUGGAUGUUGUUUCCUCAGGGAAAUGUCUAUUUGUAAUGAAUAGAGAAAAUAAUAAAAGUUGAUACCCAAUCUGAAUGAAAAUAUAUUGUUGGUAAAACUUUUUAUUACAGUCCAUCUGUAUGUCGACUCUUUCAGUACAGUUUAUCUGGUGUGAUUUUUUUUUUUUUUUUUUUAAUUUGCAGCUCCCUCACCUCAGCAAGAGGCUCACCUGGGGUAUAUGUAUUUUUGUUAUUGGCAGAGAUGUACUUUUUUUUUUUUGAAAAUUUUUGUACUUUAUAAUUUAUUUUUUAUUUAUUUUCAUUUCUUUUUCCCUGAGGAUUGUAUUUCAGAUUUAUCUUGAUUUCUUUCUUUUCAAUAAAUGGUCUGAAAACAA
Molecule: messenger RNA, 9483 nt
Organism: Lates calcarifer (barramundi perch)
Lineage: Eukaryota; Metazoa; Chordata; Actinopteri; Centropomidae
Gene: atp13a3
Product: ATPase 13A3
Biological process (GO): polyamine transmembrane transport; intracellular calcium ion homeostasis
Cellular component (GO): late endosome membrane
Molecular function (GO): polyamine transmembrane transporter activity; ATPase-coupled monoatomic cation transmembrane transporter activity; ATP binding
Source: RefSeq, a predicted model, not a curated record